Molecule: messenger RNA, 597 nt
Organism: Suillus subaureus
Lineage: Eukaryota; Fungi; Basidiomycota; Agaricomycetes; Boletales; Suillaceae
Exons: 6
Coding region: 1-597 (198 amino acids)
Source: RefSeq, a predicted model, not a curated record
AUGAUGAGCUGUGAAGUGAGAACUGGAGGUUCUGAAGGUCUCAACCUGGAUGAUGAUUGGUCAAGUCCUGACAAAGACAAAGACAAGGACCACAUGUAUCUGCCAAAUCCAAAUGUGGACAAGGCAACUGUACAGCAUGUCAAGAGUCCCAAGAUCCUUCACAGAUCACUUGAAGCUUUUCUCAAAAGCACACAGGAUGACCUUGCUGACACACACAGAACUUGCCAAGUAACAAGUCCUAUCAGAAGCAGGCCAAGAGAGGAGGGCAGGGAGAGUGGAGAGAGUAGGAUUUUGGGGCUGGAGCUCAAGCUCAGCUUAUGGACCAAGGACAUAGCAGGCCCAAGCACCACAUGCUCAACACCAAUACCAUUCACAUCAUCCACCAAUAUAUUGGUCCUUCCUGUUGUGACCAGCCAGUGGGAUUGUUUCCAGCAAUGGAACACAGAGCUUGAGGAAGUUGGUGCCAGGAGCUCUGCAAACACUACCACACCAUCUCUGAACUCCACACCAAAGUCAGAUAUCUCCAAUCUGAUAACCUCAAGCUCUGCAAGAAAGUCUAUUGCAUGCAAUCAUAUCAUGAACAAGGCUCUUGAAUAA